This is a messenger RNA of Scophthalmus maximus (turbot), 2979 nucleotides long. It is a transcript of the gene g3bp2a, whose product is annotated as G3BP stress granule assembly factor 2a. The record is from RefSeq and is a predicted model, not a curated record. The transcript has 13 exons. NCBI's taxonomy places the organism in Eukaryota, Metazoa, Chordata, Actinopteri, Pleuronectiformes, Scophthalmidae. The coding region runs from base 310 to 1893 and encodes 527 amino acids. Gene Ontology annotation, cellular component: cytosol; ribonucleoprotein complex. Gene Ontology annotation, molecular function: mRNA binding.
CGGCACUGUGAAGACGGCCCGAAGCUUCGCGGCUAACGCGCUCAAGAACCGACGAAAUGUGUCAAUUCUGCCUCCCUUUGUUGUCUUGGAGCUAGCAUAGCAUUGAACUUGUUUGAUUGGUAGUGGGGCGACAGGCAGUCGUAGGGCGAACUGAUUUGAGUGAAACUGUACCUGCGGGGUUUCUUCCCCCCCACAAUCGCGAUGCAAGUCAUCACAAGUGAGGAGUGGAGGUUGUCACAUGUGAGCCAUUUUAGCAUAACAUGGACUCACUUGCACUAGCCAUCGCCGGUCUUCACGUCAGCCUGCUUGAUGAUAUUCCCCGCUUGUUACCAGCGUCACUUAAUAUUGUUUACCAAAGAAAUGGUGAUGGAGAAGCCAAGUCCCCUGCUUGUAGGGCGGGAGUUUGUGAGGCAGUAUUAUACUCUCUUAAACAAGGCACCAGAUUUCCUGCACAGGUUUUAUGGGAGGAACUCUUCCUAUGUUCACGGAGGACUUGACCCAAGUGGAAAGCUGGCAGAAGCAGUGUACGGGCAAGCGGAAAUCCACAAGAAGGUCAUGUCCCUGCAGUUUAGUGAAUGCCACACAAAAAUCAGGCAUGUGGAUGCCCAUGCCACACUGAGUGAUGGAGUGGUGGUGCAAGUCCUCGGAGAACUGUCCAACAAUGGUCAACCCAUGAGGAAGUUUAUGCAAACUUUUGUACUUGCUCCAGAGGGUUCAGUGGCAAACAAGUUCUAUGUCCACAAUGACAUCUUCCGCUAUGAGGAUGAAGUUUUCGGAGACUCUGAAGCUGAGCUUGAUGAGGAAUCAGAGGAGGAAGUUGAGGAGGAGCCAGAGGAGAGGCAGCCUUCCCCUGAGCCACUUCAGGAAAGCCCCAACAGCACCACCUAUUACGAACCUCACCCUGUCACUAAUGGAGUAGAGGAACCCAUGGAGGAGCCAGCUCCAGAACCAGAGCCGGAGCCUGAACCAGAGCCCAAAGUUGAAGACAUCAAGCCUGAAGUGGAUGAGAAGGUUCUGGACGAGAUGGAGGAGAAAGCACCUUCACCGGUUCCUGUGGAGUCCCCACCAAAUACCCAGGAGCCUCCCAAGACCUUCUCCUGGGCCUUGGUGACCAGUAAAAACCUGCCUCCUACCGGCACAGUCGCCUCCUCUGGAAUCUCACCCCACGUUGUUAAAGGGCCAAGCUCACAGCCCAGAGUUGAAGCCAAGCCGGAGACACAGACAGCACCUCUUCGGCCCAGAGACCAGCGCACGCGUGACAGACCGGCCUUCACUCAGCGUGGUCCGAGACCUGAUGGCGUUGCAUCGGAGUCACAAACAGGAAAACCUCACUUGAGUUUUGUCAACAAAGGUGGCCGGGGAGAAGGUGAAUCUGGAGAGAUGGACACCAGGCGGAUUGUACGCUACCCAGACAGCCACCAGCUUUUUGUUGGCAACCUCCCACAUGACAUUGACGAGAGCGAGCUCAAAGAGUUUUUCAUGACAUAUGGAAAUGUGGUGGAGCUGCGGAUCAACACCAAGGGCGUUGGUGGGAAGCUGCCCAACUUUGGAUUUGUGGUCUUUGACGAUUCUGAUCCUGUGCAAAGAAUCCUGGGGGCUAAGGUAGAAGGGCCCAUCAUGUUUCGAGGCGAGGUGCGUCUGAAUGUGGAGGAGAAGAAGACAAGGGCGGUUCGCGAACGAGAGACCCGCGGCGGAGGAGACGAUCGUCGGGACAUGAGGCGCAACGAUCGGGGCCCUGGAGGUUCACGAAGCAUCGUGGGCAGUGGAAUGAUGCGUGAGCGUGAUGGGAGGGGACCCCCACCCCGAGGCGGCAUGGCCCCCAAACCUGGCAUGGGCUCUGGAAGAGGCUCUGGAGGGCCUGGAGAGGGUCGCUUCACGACCCAGCGCCGCUGAAGAGAACACCACCUGCCGUGUGGAAGAAGUACCAUGUUGUUCAUCUUCAACAGUUCUCGUUAACGAAAAGAAAUCGUCAUGUAUAAACAUAUAUAUUUGUUUUUGUUUAUUUUUUUAUUUUUGUUCCCUCUUUGCUUUGGAAUGUGACAGCCUGUCAACCAUUUGUUUGUGAAAUAGACAAAACAAGAUAAGCAAACAAAAAAAUUUCGCUUAUUAGUUGUGAGCUGAGCAUCCUCUUCAGGUAUCUCAAGAAUUCACAAACUUUAAUUUGUAAAUUUGUGAAAAUAGGCAAACCGACCAGGAGUAAUCUGCCACAUUAGGAGGGACUGAUGAGACUUUUUAACUACGAUAAUACAGCCCAUCAUUUGGAAAAGAGAUUAUAUGCCUUGACUUAACUGGGGCGCUGCUUCACGAAAUCCCUCUAUUGCACAUUUUAUAUGGUAGUUUUCUGCCCGUUACUGUUGGAAAGGGGUGAGUUGCAAAAUUUGUGCAGUUCCAGGGGAAAAGCUUGCCUUUUACUUUUUUCCUUUUGAGAGACCACUGCUUCAAAAUUGCAUAAUGCACUCAUCAAUAUGCACUAAUGGGUACUUUUGUCACGUUACAUUGACAUCCACGCUCGGAACGCAGCUGGAGAGACCUCUUUUGUCUCGAAGCGAUACGACUUACCGGGGCAGGCCUCGCUCGCAGCCCGUCUGCUGUGACCAAUGUACUUUUCACACUUUUGACCCAAAACUACGCUUCAAUUACUGCUGGAUGGACAAGAUGACAAAAAUCUGCAUUAUAUUUUUCCUUGUUUAUAAAUCGAAUUUGAAAGAACAAAAUGCUCCAAUCCUGGACUUUCACCAAAUGAGUGGGGACAAAGGAUAAACCAGAAACAAAGUUGAACAAUAGAAGAGUGGUGAUGAUGAUGAUGGUGAUGGCGGCUCGCUCUGUUUUUCUUUGGAUUCCAUGUUUGUUUUUCUUCAUGUUUUUCCCUGCCAUCUAGACCGUGAAACGGGGAUGGACGGCACCUCCCUCCCUCUUCCCUCCCUUCUUGUUUUGAGUGCGGAUAACAGAAUAAAUGUGCAGCAAAUAUAGUUUACUAUA